This is a messenger RNA of Rotaria sp. Silwood1, 315 nucleotides long. NCBI's taxonomy places the organism in Eukaryota, Metazoa, Rotifera, Eurotatoria, Philodinida, Philodinidae. The record is from the annotation of a GenBank genome assembly.
AUGACUUUAUCAGCAACAGUUGUAAAUGAUAUAUCAAUUCAUUCAAGUAAACCAUCAUCGAAAUUCGAUAUUGAACUUUGUACAAAUCAAUUAUUAGUAUUUUUACUUCGAGACAUUCAUUUAUAUGAUCAUGUUCGAUUGAUUUGUGCCAAUAUGGUUUAUAUUGAAGAAUUACUAUAUAUUUAUCGUAGUAAUAAAAAUCAUAUUACAGUUUUAUUUGUAUCAAAAAUUUUACGCAAUUUAAUUCCAUUAUUACCGGCAACAACAAAUGAAACAGAAAUCAUGACUAUGAAAAAUCUAUUAGAUGAACUUUAA